Messenger RNA from Scaptodrosophila lebanonensis, 600 nucleotides. RefSeq names its product oxidoreductase-like domain-containing protein 1. The coding region runs from base 114 to 467 and encodes 117 amino acids. NCBI's taxonomy places the organism in Eukaryota, Metazoa, Arthropoda, Insecta, Diptera, Drosophilidae. The transcript is spliced from 3 exons. The record is from RefSeq and is a predicted model, not a curated record. Gene Ontology annotation, cellular component: mitochondrion.
GGUUUAGUUUAUGUACAUUGGUUUAGUUGAUGUACACAACGCUUAUAUAAACAAAUAUAAGUGCGGUUCAUGGUGUUUAAGUGCUUAAUGCAAUCCAUUGGGUGAGAAGAACAAUGCUGGCAGCAUUGUGCUUCAGCUGCCCCCGUUGUCUGCUUCUAAGGCGGGGCGGGGCGCGUCUGCCUGGCACUCCGUUGCCGAGAGGACUGGCAGACCAGACGGCUGAAGAAAUUGUGAUACCACCAGAGCCCACAACAUGCUGCAUGUCAGGAUGCGCGAAUUGCGUCUGGCUGGACUACGCACAAACACUGUCCAAGAUUCUGGACAAUAACGACGAGCGUGCUCGGGAAAUUGUGCUCAGCAGGAUAACAGAUCCAAACCUUAAAAUGUUUCUAAGCUUGGAGCUGAGAAAUCUGAAGCUAAUGCGUGAGACUGCGGCUGCAGCCGAGGAGCCAAAAGCACCAAAUUAGUACAAAAUGCUGGACUCUAAUUUAAAUUUUAGUUUAAAUUCUAUGUAGAUAGAUUUUAUUGCUUAUGUAGCACAAACCGAUCAGACCUCUAAUACAAAUUAAAAGUUCAACAUGGUUCAUACAAAUAAGGAAA